AAAUUCAAGAACGUAUCCAUUCACCUUCAGAAGGUCAAAAGUGUUCAAACUUUACUCCUCAUUUUCUUAGAGAUUUUCUGUAUUAAUUUUUUUAUAUUAAUACUAAAAGUUGUUAUUCCACAAUGGGAAGAAAAUUUAUUGUCGGAGGGAACUGGAAGAUGAAUGGUAGCAAAAAAUCCAUUUGUGAAAUUUUGGGUUUUUUGAAAAAAGGACCAAUUUGUCCCGAUGUUGAGGUUUUUAUUGGGGUUCCCUUCGUCUAUUUGGAAGAAGUGGCCAAAAACAAGCCGGAUAAUGUUAUAGUAGCCGCCGAAAAUUGUUAUAAAGUCCCCAGUGGGGCUUUUACAGGUGAAGUUUCUCCAGCAAUGUUAUUAGACAUCGGUGUUAAUUGGGUAAUCCUUGGUCACUCAGAACGUCGUCAUAUUUUCGGUGAAUCUGAUUGUUUAAUUGGAGAAAAAUGUAAACAUGCAAUCGAAAAUGGAAUGACCGUCGUAGCAUGCGUCGGUGAAACAUUGGACGAACGAGAAGGUGGUAAAACGAACGAAGUAAUCUUUAGACAACUUAAAGCGAUUGCCGAUCACAUUGGAAAAGAAUGCUGGUCCAAAAUCGUUUUGGCUUAUGAACCAGUUUGGGCUAUUGGAUCAGGGAAAACAGCCACUCCGGAUCAAGCUCAAGAAGUUCAUCAAUCAAUUAGAUGUUGGGUGAAAGAGAAUGUUGGGAAAGAUAUUGGUGAAGCAAUAAGAAUUCAAUAUGGCGGUUCAGUAACUGGAAAAAGUUGUGGUGAAUUAUCCAAAAAACCCGAUAUUGAUGGCUUUUUGGUUGGCGGGGCUUCGCUCAAACCGGAAUUUAUAACGAUUGUUAAUGCUAAAUCUUCUUAAGUCUUAAUUUUUUUGGAAUUCCGAGAAGGGGUUUACCACUGUUUAUUAAUUUUUACUCUUUUCUGGGAUAUAUUGUAUCAAUCAUGCAAUUGAUUAAUUUUAUAAUACCUUUUUACACUUAUAAAAAAUGUAUGUAAUUAAUUCCAAAAAUAAGCAAUAAAAUUUUUAUUGAUGAACACAAUAUAUUUGUUGUAUGUUGA
Molecule: messenger RNA, 1075 nt
Organism: Onthophagus taurus
Lineage: Eukaryota; Metazoa; Arthropoda; Insecta; Coleoptera; Scarabaeidae
Gene: Tpi
Product: Triose phosphate isomerase
Biological process (GO): glycerol catabolic process; gluconeogenesis; glyceraldehyde-3-phosphate biosynthetic process
Cellular component (GO): cytosol
Molecular function (GO): triose-phosphate isomerase activity
Source: RefSeq, a predicted model, not a curated record